Molecule: messenger RNA, 2826 nt
Organism: Sordaria macrospora k-hell
Lineage: Eukaryota; Fungi; Ascomycota; Sordariomycetes; Sordariales; Sordariaceae
Source: RefSeq, a predicted model, not a curated record
AUGGGUGAUAUUGAGGACUCGGACCUAAUAAAGGCCCAACUCGCCAUGGACGCUUUGGGCGCGACUCGAGUGGCCCGCUCAAAGACCCAAGCACCGCCAAAACCGCCAACAACCGAAACCGAUCCUGCUACCGAAGCCCUCGAUACUAGCGCCUACAAGAUCUGGAAGGAUGAAGCCACGGGAAAGUUACUACCCACCUGCGGUGCACUCUUACCUCCCGGUUAUGAACAGUCAGAUCAGCCUGACCUUCCCUGGAUUUGUCCCAUCAGAACUUGUCGAGCCCUCUUACCUGGCCUCACUGGUCUAGGCAGACAUUUUGGUGUAGUCCACCGUGCUUGUCGAUUAAACGAUAAUCUGGAUGGUACCUUGACCGACCUUGGAACAUAUGCUGAUCCCACCCCCGGCAAUGGUAGGAGGUUCGGCGGCAUUCCCAGGUCCUGCAUUAUGGUAUCCAAAAAGUACAUGAGCCUCGCGGAAUCACCAAUGGUCGAGCCCAAGCCAUACACGUACCAUGCCCAAAACAACAACAAGGCCGCGCAGGAGCUCCCUAAACGCGAGCUUCGUCGACGAUCGCAAAUAGAUGGAAGUGGAAUUGGAACCAUUCAAGUCCCAGCUAUGAGUGACGACGAACUUAACCCCCAGGAUGAGGUCAAGGGUGCUAUUAUUCCUUCCAGCGAGGGGCCUGCGGAGAAGAUUUUGGUGAACUCAAAAUCCGGACGUCCAUACAACAUGUGGCCUGACGAAUCUGGGGAGUUGAAAGAUUUAAUGGGCACAGUAUUGCCGGACAAAUGGACCUUUUAUACAGAACAUCCUACCCACCAGUGGAUAUGCCCAGUCAGAUCAUGCCGGUGGCUAUACAGCGCGAGGUCUCACCUUGCCAAUCACUUCAAGAUGAGAUACUAUGGUUGCCGGUUCAAUGACAAUCUGGACGGGACUUUUACCAUUGUCAAGCGCCCUGCCAGUCUGCCACUCGAGCAACUUCGGAUCGACUUUGGCAAUAAUCCACCCGCCGUAAUAUCGCGAGGACCAGAUAAUACUGAACCAUUAGCGGAACCUCAGAUGUCCCAAAACUAUAUCAAUCGAAAGCUACGAGAACAUCGCAGAGGGAAAAGCUCAUCGGUCGCGGAGACUAUCAUCAAGGACGGCAGAGACUUACAAAAAAGGCACAACGCAGAACGUACCAACUCUCCAGCUGAAAACGCCCGCGUUAUCGCUUCCAAUGUGGGAUUUAAGCAUGCCACCGAUGGCCGGCCUUAUACCCAUCUGUUGAAUCCGGAAACUAAUCAGUAUCAAGUGACCCGAGGAUUGAUACCUGAAGGAUACCAACUCGAACAUGAAGCGCACCCCAUUCGGCCUUGGAUAUGCCCCAUUAGGUCGUGCAGACUCCUCAGCAGAACCCAAGCAGCUUAUAGCAAUCACUGGAACGUAUACCAUCCCAACGUGUGCGUAAACGACAACCAAGACGGAACCUUUAGCAUCGUUGAAGGUCUCAGCGAGAACGGUGCCCGUGUUGUGUCUAGGGGCCCAAUGGGAUAUGACGAGUCACCUUCGAGAGAGGCGCAGUUACCCAUUAAGGAACGGGGGCGUGUUGUAAAGCCGGAUGUUUCUACUGACGACGGUAGCGAUCAACAAACUAAAGCUCUCGGCCAGGUACGCCAGAAGCGGAGUUUCAACAAGAUAUCAACAACACCGCCAGGACCAGAACCAGAAGAGGAACAAGCUGGAGACCCCGAAGGGCUGUGGCGAUACAUCAUCUCCCAGACCGGAGGCGACUUUCCCGACAUUGAGGAACCGGAACUGGAAAUCCUCCUCGCUUUACCCCGUCGGCGGGAUCUCAAGUUGAAGCGCCCCAUUCCAGUAACUCACACCCUCACUUUCAAACAGCUUGCCUCAAUAGCCGUGCAACUCACUGGGCGUGAAAUGCCAAGCCGUCUGAGCAAAUUGGUCUCUUCCAGUUGUUGCAAUGCCUGUGCUAACUGUCUGUACGACAAGACGCACAAUGCAUGCAGUAUCAAGCAUAUGACCAAAUUUAAAGAGAAGCGUGUGGCAGACGUGGUUGCGUUUAGUGGUGAUGGAGAUGAAGCAAGAGAUGAAGCAGGGCACGAUGCCGAAGAUGAAGCGGAUGAGGAGGACGACGAGGAGGAAACUUACGAGUACGACGAGCAACUCGGUGCCACGGUCAUUCGGCGAUCAAAGAGGUUACCGAGUUUGCCUCAUGCGGAAGAGAAUGAGGCAGAUAUGGACGCAGAACUACCGCCGCCCCGGAAAGUCAUCACUUUCAAAGACCCAUCGCCAACUUACGCUUCGGUGGAUGCCGCUGGAGCCGAAGAGGAACAGGAAGAUGCCGAGUAUCGCCGGGCCAGCAAACGUCUUCGGACGAGGGAACAAAGCGCCAUAACGACCUCGAUACAAGCCACUGCCACCGCUGCUCGGUCUCUUCUGACAUCAGAAGAGGAUUUGGUAACGGAAGACUGGGAACGAGGCUCAAGAGGGGUUCUCCCCAAACGGAGCCAGCCAUCCGAAGACCUCGUCUACUCCUCCUCCUACCUCUCCACCAACCAAAACGUCCAAAUCGGUAAAUCAACCACGUUGACAACCCUCAUCAUCACCUCGGGCAGCACCCACCAGCUUCCCCUCGAUCGGUCCCGCACCCAAAUAUGCACCCUCGUCAGCGGCAAGCUGAGGGUGACGAUCAACAAUGGCGAAGAGGAGUUUGUCGUUGGCCCACGUGGUGUGUUCAAGGUCAGCCCGGGGGCGACGUGCUUGCUGGAGAAUUGGUGCUAUAUGGAUGCGGCGGUGCAUGUCACUGCUGUGGCUGAUCAGUAG